Messenger RNA from Periconia digitata, 544 nucleotides. NCBI's taxonomy places the organism in Eukaryota, Fungi, Ascomycota, Dothideomycetes, Pleosporales, Periconiaceae. The record is from the annotation of a GenBank genome assembly.
AUGUUGAUACACUAUUUUUCCAGGUGUGUUUGGCAUAUCUCGCGUCGUCUUGGCGCCAGAAUUCAAAAGUCUGAUAGUGUAUUCAACGAUACUUUAAUACAUUAUCAACCCUUUGAUUCUUCUCGCAUUUUUCAAGUUCUGCACUACAACUACUCCACCGCGUGCAGUGAUCAAUGGCAGUGUGUUAGUUACCCUAUUAGAAAAGAUGGAGUGUUCACCCCAUGCCAGUGGUGUGAAAGGUUGAUGUUCAAGGUCAUUCGUCAUGGUUGAUCAAUGCUAUCAGUGGCGAACACAUACAACGAUCAAUACAAAAACAGUUGAAGUCAAAAUCAGACAGUAACACCCACACAUCGCGCCGGCAUCUCCAGCAGCUACACACAUACUUGAUUUCCCGGAUCACACCUCCCAACCUUCCCGACACCGCAUCUCUAGCGCCUUUGUUCGUCGGACGUUCAGUCACGGCGGCCGGCUGCACAUCUGAAGGAAGCUCUGUCCACAACCCCGCAUCCGCUUGAAUUUCGCGAUAAGUGUGGUGAAGUGUCGC